This is a messenger RNA of Phyllostomus hastatus (greater spear-nosed bat), 4045 nucleotides long. RefSeq names its product heparan sulfate 6-O-sulfotransferase 1 (gene HS6ST1). NCBI's taxonomy places the organism in Eukaryota, Metazoa, Chordata, Mammalia, Chiroptera, Phyllostomidae. The record is from RefSeq and is a predicted model, not a curated record. The transcript is spliced from 2 exons. Gene Ontology annotation, cellular component: membrane. Bases 316 to 1554 code for a protein of 412 amino acids. Gene Ontology annotation, molecular function: heparan sulfate 6-sulfotransferase activity.
CGGACUGCGGUGCCGCGGCUCAGCGCAGGGCUGCGCAGUCUCUGCGCGGCGCAGAACUGAUACCCGCUGGGGUGCGGGCUGAGGCCGGGCGGGAGUCCAGCCAGAGCCCAGCCUGGGGUGGGCCCUGGGGGUCUGGGGAUCCGAGAGCAGCGGAGAACAGUCAUGGCGCCGCACAGAACUCGGGAAGGAGACUCUGCAGGAAGCUCGGCGCUGAGUAGCUAGGCCGGUCCAGAGUGCGGGCGGCAGCUGAGGUAGCUGCUUCCGCGCCCCGCGCCCUCGCAGGCCCCGAGCGCAGUCUGCUGGCGAUGGUGACACAUGCGGCGACGGCGGCGCGCCGGCGGUGGGACCAUGGUUGAGCGCGCCAGCAAGUUCGUGCUGGUGGUGGCGGGCUCGGUGUGCUUCAUGCUCAUCCUGUACCAGUACGCAGGCCCGGGGCUGAGCCUGGGCGCGCCCGGCGGCCGCGGGCCGCCCGACGAUCUGGACCUCUUCCCCACGCCCGAUCCGCACUACGAAAAGAAGUACUACUUCCCGGUGCGCGAACUGGAACGCUCGCUGCGCUUCGACAUGAAGGGCGACGACGUGAUCGUCUUCCUGCACAUACAGAAGACGGGCGGUACCACCUUCGGCCGCCACCUAGUGCAGAACGUGCGCCUGGAGGUGCCCUGCGACUGCCGGCCUGGCCAAAAGAAGUGCACCUGCUACCGGCCCAACCGCCGCGAAACCUGGCUCUUCUCCCGCUUCUCUACCGGUUGGAGCUGUGGGCUGCACGCAGACUGGACGGAGCUCACUAACUGCGUGCCCGGCGUGCUAGACCGCCGCGACCCCGCCGCGCUGCCCACGCACAGGAAAUUCUACUACAUCACCCUGCUGCGAGACCCUGUGUCCCGCUACCUGAGUGAGUGGCGACACGUGCAGCGUGGGGCCACAUGGAAGACCUCUCUGCAUAUGUGUGACGGGCGCACACCCACACCCGAGGAGCUGCCAUCCUGCUAUGAGGGCACAGACUGGUCUGGCUGCACACUGCAGGAGUUCAUGGACUGCCCCUACAACCUGGCCAACAAUCGCCAGGUACGCAUGCUGGCUGACCUGAGCCUGGUGGGCUGCUACAACCUGUCCUUCAUCCCUGAGGGCAAGCGGGCCCAGCUACUCCUGGAGAGUGCCAAAAAGAACCUGCGGGGCAUGGCCUUCUUUGGCCUGACAGAGUUCCAGCGCAAGACACAGUACCUGUUCGAGCGGACGUUCAACCUCAAGUUCAUCCGACCCUUCAUGCAGUACAACAGCACCAGGGCAGGUGGCGUGGAGGUAGACGAGGACACCAUCCGGCGUAUCGAGGAGCUCAAUGACCUGGACAUGCAGCUCUACGACUAUGCCAAGGACCUGUUCCAGCAGCGCUACCAGUACAAGCGGCAGCUGGAGCGCAGGGAGCAGCGCCUCCGAAGCCGCGAGGAGCGUCUGCUGCACCGAGCCAAAGAAGCGCUGCCACAGGAGGACACCGAGGAGCCAGGCCGGGUUCCCACGGAGGAUUACAUGAGCCACAUCAUCGAGAAGUGGUAGUGGCAGCCCCAGGGGAACCCCUCAGGGGCAGUCAGGGGAGGGGAGGUGAAGUGAGACAGACAGAUGGCUCACAAGGGGCUGCCUGCCCAGUACUCCAAUAGGAAGAGCCUCAGACCUGCUUACCAGCGGGUGGGUGCAUCUUGAACAAAGACCAGGGAUAGUCAGUGCUAGCCCAGUGGGACUGGUUCUCAUGGUUUCUCCCAGGCCUGGGGUCUGAGAAACCAACCUGUAUCAUCCACUGGCUAAGAAGAAAAUGUUCUUGAAGGAUGCCCCUCUUGUGGCUACACAGGUCAGGUGCAAGUGCCAUCCCUGCUCUCCUGGCCCCCACCUCACUGUCAAAACAGCUGAAAGUUUGAAGACAAAAAGACGAGCUGAGAGUGGGAAGUAGCCCUGCCAGACCAGGAGUAUGUUCCACGCCCACUACAUACAUACCCACUCUCCUCGCAUAGGCCAGUGGGAGGUUCAUCAGGCUAAAGCGAUCCCAGUGGCCCCUCAGCCUCCAUUGGCCCCAGUGCACCAGACCUAUUUGAAGUCCCCCCUCCCUGGGAAUGCAGCAGCCCUUUGAGGUGUCAGGAAUGGAGCUCCGCACCUGCCCAUCUUUAGGGUCAGGACUACCCGUCUGAAGCCAAGAAGACUAGUCUAGUCUCUGGGAAGUUUCUUCCUCUCUCUGGCUUCCUGCUUUGGGUCAGGAGAAUAGGACAUCCCUCCUGGAUCCCCACUCCCUUUUCCAAAGUCAUCAGACUGAGGAGACUGGGGAAUGCCUCCAGGAGUGGGAAGGCUGAGUCUGAGCUGGCCUUUGGGGUGACCACCCAGUCAUCAGCUCAGGCAGUAAGGGGGAUCAUAACUGCAGCCCCCCUGCCCUGUUCUCCUUUAUAACUGCUGGGACUUGUUAGUAGACUGCCCUGCCCUAAGCCCACCACUUGUACACUUAUUAAGAGCCCCUACCCCACUGCUCCCACUAUCCCAUGUACAAAAUUCCAGUUAAGCCUCCAUUGGUAGACCACAGCUGCUGCCCAUGAGCCAUACCUCGAGGCCAUGGUGAUUCUGGAUGGCCAGGAAAGGGAGCUAGGGCUUUCAGAUUCUCAGCUAGGGUUAGAGGAAGUGGUUUUAGGCAGCUGGCUCCCUGAUACCCACAUUCACAGCCCUCCCUACCCUGGGCUCUCCUUGCAUUUCCCUGCCCCACCCCCAUCCCCCAAAGCUCACCAGGCCCUGUUUCCAGCAGCCCUGCAGAUUGCAGGAGUUGAGUGUGAGCCCCACACUGAGGUAGACAGGUGCCCCAUCUCUCCAGAAAGGAAAGGACAUAUGCCCAGAGGCCGUAGGCCUGCCUCAAGGAGGGCAAUAAGGGUCAUAGGCCUCACAGGCAGUUCCUGCCAGUGGUUCCGUGCCCCAACAGUCCCACCAGAGAGUAAGGAUUGGGAGAACAAGGAACCUUCUGUAGCACAGGAAAAGCUAAGUUGUUGUCAGAUGAGAUGGCUGCCCAGCAGAAAGUGUCUUUAGUCUUUCGUUGUCUAGCUUUAUUCCUUUCAGCUUUUUACUCUGACUGACCACUUCAUCUUGUAGUCCAAAGGCAGAGCAGUCAGAAGGUCAGGAUGGGUAUUGUGCCAGCCCAACUCAGGACCAUCCCCAGGAGUGGGUGCAUCAUGCUGAGGACACAAGCACCCAUUUUAAUGACUUUUAAAGGGAGGCGAAGGACAUGUGGAGGAGGAGGGUGUGUGUCUUCUGUGAUGCUCAGCACUUGGGGCAUUCACGCUCCAGGCAGGACAUGUUGAUAAGAGCUCAAGAGGUGGCCAAGUCCAGGGUAUGAGUCUGCCUGAGGCCUUGCAAUAGGUUUCCUGAGUGUGCGAGCCUGAGCGUAGGAUCUGUUCUGUAUAUAUUGGAAUGUUUUAACUUACAACCUGUUCCAGUUUGCUUGGAAACACGGGUCUCUCCUAAGUUUCUUUGCUGCAUCUGGAAAGAAGUCCUGUCUUGGGCCAGCACGAAGACUGAGAUGUCCAGAGACAUACCAGUUGGCAGUUCUCCGUUACCCCUUCAGUCUCAUCUGGCACGUCCCAUGGAGGCCACCUGCUUUGGGGGGAAGUUUCCUUGUGCCUACAUUGUCUCCGUCAUUGCCAAGGGCCGGGCUCCACAGAUGACAUGGGGUGGGCCCCACUCAGGGGCUCUUACCAGGGCUUAGAGUACAGAAGCAAACAUGCAGUGAGUAAACCACUCACUCCCUACACAGUCCUGCAGUGUCCUUUCCCAGGGAAGGAACCAGGGACGACAGAACUGUCCAAGUCUGUAAACUUUUGGGGAACUGGAAGUGUUUAAUUUGAACCCAGGAGCAUUUAAAGCUUUAUUUAUUUAUAGCUUCUUAUUAAAAAAAAUGUUGAGAAAAAAUCUUUUGGUUAUUCAUACAAAAAAAUGAGUUGAUGGAAAACAAGUUAUAAUCAUCUAAUUGUUUUUGUCUAGGGCAAGAAUGAAUGUUAGCCAAUGAAAUAAACCCUGAAAAGGA